Messenger RNA from Marchantia polymorpha subsp. ruderalis, 3079 nucleotides. The record is from the annotation of a GenBank genome assembly. Lineage: Eukaryota; Viridiplantae; Streptophyta; Marchantiopsida; Marchantiales; Marchantiaceae.
UAAGUUCGAGCCCGCCCAAACAUUUGAUUCGGUUUUCGACCGUCAAUUGCGGCCGCCAUUGGAUUGUCGAAAGGUGGAUCAGAUUCCGGAAUCACCUCCUGGAUCGUGGACUUCGAGUUAGAGAAGUAGAGGAUCGAGAGAGCGCUCUAGGUUUAUACAGGGCGCCGUUUAAAAUCCUCGUUUGCGAUCGAUGGAAUGACGUGAAGUUAUGGAGGAUUGAUUAGGGGCCGCGAAUGAGUCACGAGCGGAGGUAUGGAAGAAGAGAAAGCUGCGGCGUACUACGAUGAGCUGGUGCGCAAGGGUGGAAAUGCGGCUAAGUACAAGCAGGGUUUGGGAUUCGGAACUUCUCAGUCUUCUCUCCCGAAAAGUGAAGCUUACGGAUCGCUGAGCAAUUUCGUGAAAAGUAGCCCCGGGCGGACUGCUGCUUUAGAAAAGGAAGUUCGACUCGAUGGUAUUCGUGAUAAGCUGAAGAAGAGGGAUGAUGACCACAGCUCGAGAAAGCGGUCUCCUGACAGAGAUCGUACGAGAGAUGAUGAUCAUGUCGAGGAUGCCGACCGGUCUAGGAGCAGGAGGAGGAGGAAGACACCGGAGUUGCGGGUAGAAGACAGGAAGAGAGAGAAACAUAGCCACAGAAGUUCGGAGGGCACUGAAAGAGACAGGAAGCGAAGGUCCCGGAGUCGAAGCAGGAGAAGGUCAGUAACACCGGAAAAGAUUUUGGUUUCAAAGAAGCGUGAGCUACAGCAGAGAAGUAGCCGGUCUCCUAGUCAUGGUAGUAGUGGAACUUCAUCUGAGCGCACGAAGAAACGUAGCAGGCGGUCGAAAAGAGAUCGUAGUAAGUCUCCACGGGAAGAUAGUCGAAGCAAGCAGAGGAGAAGUCCGGAGAGGAGUAGUAGAAGUAGUCCGAGUCGGUUGAAGUCCAAAGAGAGGAGGACAAGAGAUAGGAGCCGAUCCCGCUCUCGUGGGAGAGACGCUGAUCGGAGUUACCGAAGAGAUGGUAGUUAUUCUCCUCAGCGGUCACGCAGGGGACGUCGAAGUCGUUCUCCAACAUCUCACAGGAGUUCUCAUAGAAAUAGAGACAGUAGAUACGGCGAGCGAAUCUCCGAUAGAUCGGACAGUCACCGUACAGACAGCAGUAGGGGACGUUACGAUGACGAGAAAAGGCACAGAUCAGCCAGAGACCGGACCGGAAGAGCAGAGGAAAAUCCUAGAUUUGUUGAAGAAAAAAAUCAACAAAGGGAUUAUUCGAAGUUGAUAGCAAACUUUGAGUCCAUGACUCCAGCCGAGAAAGUGAAAGCUAAGAUGAAGCUUCAACUUUCUGAAACAGUUGUCAAGGACAAGGCGAAGGGCAUGUCAGACGAAUGGGAACGUUUUGACUUCAAUAAAGAUGCCCCAUUGGAUGAUGAUGCCAAACAAGACUAUUUUGGGGAUGGUACGGGAUCCAAAGAUGAUACAGUUUUCCUCAAGAAUACUGGAAGCACAUUUCUUUCUUCCUCGAAUCAGGUAACAAGGGAAGCUCAAGUCCAAUCUGCUCAUGACAAUGCAAUUUUUGGACCACCACAAGGUUUGAGAAUUAGAGUGUCACAUCCAGAAAUACACCCUGUAGUUGAAGGGGACGAUCAUGACGAUGAGAGUGACGAGCAACCGAUUAUUGUUACCGAGGCAAAGGUGUCCCUGAAAGUGGAGAGUCCAAAGAGCUCUUCCAUCGCCUGCACACUCCCGGUCAGCAGUGUUGUUAGUCAACAGGUAAUAGCGAUGCAACAGGCCGGAUCAUGGCAAGAGCGAGCCCGGAAGAUGAGAGAGGCUAGGGGUGCUUUGGAGUUGUGACAAGCUAAACAUUGGUUUUUCACCAACUUAAAAAAUUCUUGCUCAGCUUACAAGGUGCCUCAAAGCUUCUUGAAUCUCCCCUAUCUCCCCAUGUGCGGAGCCAUUUGAAACUCAUAUCGAUCAAACUAUGGCGAAUGUCUGUUUUGAUUAAGCUAUAUUAGGAGAACUCAUUGGAGACCAAGAGAAUAUCUUAACAAAUUUUUUGAUGAGGAUAAGCGCUCGUUCGAAUCGUACCGUCUCUUCUGCAGAAAUCAAAUGACCUCGUCCCGGUCUCUGUACAUAAUUGUGCCUGCCUAUGCAUGUAUUGUUCCUUUGUCUACUCAAUAUGCAAAGUCUGGUCGUAGAUGUGAUGUCCUUUACCCUCAUAAACUUUCACGUAAUGGGUAUACAGAGAUACAUUUGGGUUGGUGAUAUGUUACGUUUUGUUUCAGCGUUUAUGUCAACUGACCAGGCUUUAAGCGUGAUUCAGCUCAGGGCUGGUGACUUUAUUCACGACCAUAGUAUCACGCGUCUCUAAUUGUUUGAGUGUAUCAGAAGUGUCCAGUAUCUGUAUCAUAGGAUGUAAGUAUUACAGUUGUUUGAGUAACUAGAAAAUAUGUAACUCACAGGUUGUUGUACAGAACAGAACAGUGGAACGGCGUUUUGUAAGCAAGUCUUCACUUUCUUUAUUGUGGUCACUUUCCCUUUCAGUAUCAACCAGAAGGUUAACUGAUCAAAGCUCUAAGGAAAGCCGUAAAAGAGAAGGAUUAUCUGAUGCUUUGACAGAGUGUAUAGAAUUUAACCCCCAGCUAGCAAGAAUUUGCAUGCGUUUUCACUUAUGCUCAUCCCUUCAGGUUGCCGUCCUUUACGAGUAUGUCAUUUCAUUCCCCAUCUUAUUCAUACAGAGAUAUGUUUGAUGGAGCUUGAAUCACCUAGAAGUGGUCUCCAACAUUGAUUAGUCCAACAUUAUAUACAAAAGCUUUGGCCAACUGAAAGCCUUAUGCAAACUUUGGCAUACCUGAAUUUUAUAGGUGCAAAUUGUUCGGACCUGAGAAAGAGUGCUUCAGCAUAAAGCAAUGGAACCCCGUUUGAAAUAAUCAGGGUACAAAUUGCCACUUCGGGAGAUGACAUGCACAUUUGAAGUGGCAAAACAACGGUAGGAAGUUGUCCUGGGUGAUCAAGACAGUCUCCGUCUCACUCUCGCCGUGGAAGGCAGAAGACGAAGCACGGCUGGAAGAUCCAUGAUUUUUGAAUGAAACUGGAGAUGUACAUGUAC